Molecule: messenger RNA, 1329 nt
Organism: Nematostella vectensis (starlet sea anemone)
Lineage: Eukaryota; Metazoa; Cnidaria; Anthozoa; Actiniaria; Edwardsiidae
Exons: 5
Coding region: 191-700 (169 amino acids)
Source: RefSeq, a predicted model, not a curated record
UGGCUAUCCCGUAGAAAACCAAGUCUCGACAAAACAAUUUAUCACAACAACAAUAAUUUAAUUAUAUAGUGUUAAUUUAAUCCUUAGAGUUGAUUUAAUCAAUCGUUAAAAAGUAAUUCUAUUUCCAGGUAAAGUAAUCUAAAGGCUUUCUACUUUCCAUCGCGGUUAGAAAGCAAUUCUUGUUUUCACGAUGGCCAAUUUUCAAGCUCUUCUGCUUCUUGGGGUUGUCCUCGGAUCUGCACUUCAUCUUGCUGAGCCCCGAGUCAUCACUAACUCUGCGAAGAAGAGGCAAUCUGUUACCAACGAUAUCCAGAUGGUUGCAUCCGAAUCAUCUACACUAAACGAUCAGCAACCAACUGCAAGAGCGUGUACCCCAGAUGCUUUGCUCAAACAGCAGUGCGAAGCCGAACUUACCAAUUACGAUACAACUGCUGACUGGAUAGCCGACCCUGACAGAGCAGACCUGAGGUGGAUCGAGAAGUGCAUUGCAAACUACUAUUGCUUCAAGAAGAAACAGGGAGCAGACGAAUGGACCUCGAUUCCUACCUUGGCGGACGCUCUGGGGACAGACUACAUGGAGAAGGCUGCAGAACGCGCCAAGCAGUUCUUUGUCCGUAAUAACGACUGGGAUGACUCCAAGAAUAAGUUCAAGGUUAAUAACCAGUGCACCAACCUUCUGUACGUGACGGACACAUGCUGAACACAUGGCACAAGUCAGCCUGGCGCUGAUCUACGCUGCGGAGGCGUACCACACACGGGGAGCCAUCAGACAUAUCGUCGGCGUCACGCAGAUGAAGAACCAAGACAUCGAGAACUCGUUGACUCUGUGGGACUUUUGGACUUCGAUGCUUGAGAACUGGGGAGAUUCCAUCAAGGAGCACCACCACUGUACCUCGGAUAACAUCAACGUAGAGGCAUGCCUGGUUAAGAUGAGCAAGUACUUAUGGCGGUUGUUCCUGGCUAUGGAUAAGAUCAAAGGGCUCCUGGGUAGCGAUGCCAGCACCCUGAUGGACAUCAAACCCGCGCAUGACCUCAUGUCCCACUGGCUGUACGACCUGAAGAAAAAAGGCGCAGGGAGCAUUCCGGCAACAGAAAGGAUUGACCUAUCAGCUCCAGCCAAGGAUUACUUACCGGUCUUCCUGGGCUUCUUUCAGUGCUCUAAUGACAGACGUGGACAGAAGCUCUCAGAAAAAUGCAUGGAAAAAAUCCAGAAUAAGGUCAACACCUUCCAUGUCACUCUGGCACUUCAGAUCAAGGCUGGGAAACUGCACGCAACGCCCGCGAGCUAAGUACUUGUAAAUCUUACCAAUAAAUAAGCACGCCCAACAA